GGCGCUCUUGUCGUCACUGAUGCUGCCCUCUGUUGGUGAUUUUAAAAUUCAUUCUUGUUGUUUGGCGAUUUUCCAUCAUGAAGAUCGGUCUGUGCUCCUAUUCUGGGUACAAAAUCUACCCCGGCCAUGGCAAGACCAUGGUCAAAGCCGACGGAAAAGUUUUCACCUUCCUCAAUUCCAAGUGCGAGUCAUCACAAUUGAUGAAGAGGAAUCCCCGUAAGGUCACAUGGACCGUGUUGUACAGGCGGAAACACAAGAAGGGUCAGGAGGAGGAACAGACCAAGAAGAGAACCCGCAGAACGCAAAAGUUCCAGAGGGCCAUCGUCGGUGCCUCUCUUUCUGAUAUUUUGGCCAAGAGGAACAUGAAGCCUGAAGUCAGGAAAGCGCAGCGUGAUCAGGCCAUCAAGGCUGCCAAGGAUCAGAAGAAGGCCCAGAAGGCCACCAAAAAGGCCACCGCCCCUCCCAAAGCGAAGCAAGCACCCAAGAGCAAGGCUGCCAAGCCCCAGCAAAAGGCUGCUCCCAGGGUCGGAGGAAAGCGAUAAGGCAAAUAAUUAUUAUAAGAAAAUCAAACGUGGGUUUCAAAAUUAACAAAGGUUUGUACACGAACCCGACUGUACAUUUCUCACUGGAAAAUAAACUGGACAUUUUGACGCCCAUGUUAAAAAUAA
This is a messenger RNA of Neocloeon triangulifer, 668 nucleotides long. It is a transcript of the gene RpL24, whose product is annotated as large ribosomal subunit protein eL24. Bases 78 to 542 code for a protein of 154 amino acids. Gene Ontology annotation, biological process: cytoplasmic translation. Gene Ontology annotation, cellular component: cytosolic large ribosomal subunit. The transcript is spliced from 5 exons. The record is from RefSeq and is a predicted model, not a curated record. Gene Ontology annotation, molecular function: mRNA binding; structural constituent of ribosome. NCBI's taxonomy places the organism in Eukaryota, Metazoa, Arthropoda, Insecta, Ephemeroptera, Baetidae.